AUGAUAAUAGAAAAUCGAACCAAGAAGUUAUUAAAAGAUAUUAUAAUUUUGGAUUAAAUCUUACGAAACGCCUAGAAUACCACAAGAAAUCUCACAAAAAGCAAGUUGCCAAAAUUCUAGUAAAUGACGAAGUUAGAAAUCAAAUUUCCAAAGAGGUUAGUGAUGACACACUUAGAAAGAAAACAGAACGAGCACGAAAAAUUUACAAACUUUUUGAUGCCAUUGGUGAGGAUAAAAUGAAAGAAAAUAUUACCGCUGGAUCUGUUAUCUAUAAAGGAAUCGAAGAUAAUCCCUGGAUAACUAAAAAAGAAUUGAAAAAUAUUAUUAGACAAGCUGUAGCAUUUGCGGAGGAACAUUCCUCACAUAAGAAGACCCUUUCCGACAUUCUAGUUGAGGAAAAUUUUUCCUCAGAAGUGUGGAGAAUAUUAGGGUGUAGAAAUAUGCUCAAUUCUAUGUGGUUGCUUUUAGUAUCACAUAAAGUCUUGUUUGUGUGUUGGAGAGCAGUGAAAAUUAAUAAAGAAGGACCUCUUAAUUCGAAUCAAAUCCAAAAAAAUAUUAAUGCACUAAAGGGUAAACUUAACAAGGGUUCAGCACUACUUAAGAAGAAUGUGGCAGUACUUUAUGAGAAAUUACUUCUCGGUGUCAAUCAGGUUUCUAUUUCUAAGUUGACUUGGAAAGACCCUCUUGCGAGUCAAGUGAUAAGUGAUGAUUCAGCUCUGGUACAACAAUUGCCAGAUCGACAAAAGGAACUUUUUAUGAAACCAAAAGAUGAUAUUGUCCCUUCGUCACUUCCACAAAUUAUACGAGAUAAAUGCAAUGAAUUCGUAGAAGACUUUGUCAAUGAAGAUAUGGAUAUUUUACCAAGACAACUUAAGCACGAUGGAUCAUGGAAAGAACCAGAUGAGAAGCUUACAGAGAUUGCAUCAGGAAGUACUUACGUGACCAAUGUAGUAGUACCUGCUAUUCGGGCUUCAUUAAAGGAUCUUCCUUUCGGAAAAUCUACUUUUGUUAGCAUUGCGGAGCAUCAAAGUUCUGCCAGUGCAGAUAGACGAGGUGAAGGACGGUCAGGAAGACGGCCCGAUAUUAUGUUUGUGAAAGAUACAGACGAUGAAAUAAAGCUAUGGCGUGAAGCUAAUGACGGAAUGUACUGGGCUCACAAAUCAAUUAAGCCUGAUAAAGAUGAAUUCGGAAUUGUUGCGAUCCAA
Molecule: messenger RNA, 1205 nt
Organism: Cetraspora pellucida
Lineage: Eukaryota; Fungi; Glomeromycota; Glomeromycetes; Diversisporales; Gigasporaceae
Source: the annotation of a GenBank genome assembly